AUGCAUAACUUAGGGUUUGAGAGCAGGAAACCUCUCUUUCCUCCUCCCUCAGCUUGCCUCCCAGCGCGCAAGCCUCUGGAGUCCCUUGCACCUUCUCCACUGCCCACUCCACAGCGGCCAUCUUCACCUGCCCCUUUACUGCGACCUGCCCUGCCCCUGGCCUCACUGUUCAAGCACCGCCUGGAGGGCUUUGGUGGGCUGGGUAAAAAAGGCCAAGGGACUGAGAGUUUAGCAGAUGUGUUCAACCAAUGGUGUGAAGUGAACCGAAGGGCCUCUGUGACUGGCUGUGUCAUUAACACCUGUGGCUGGGUCAAGGGCUCUGGUUACCACGCCCUGGUGCAUGCAGCCUCAGCCUUUGAGGUAGAUGUCGUUGUGGUUCUAGAUCAAGAACGACUGUACAAUGAACUGAAACGGGACCUGCCUCACUUUGUACGCACUGUGUUGCUCCCUAAAUCAGGGGGUGUGGUUGAGCGCUCUAAGGAUUUCCGGCGAGAAUGUAGGGAUGAGCGUAUUCGUGAGUAUUUCUAUGGAUUCCGGGGCUGUUUUUAUCCCCAUGCCUUCAAUGUCAAAUUUUCGGAUGUGAAAAUCUACAAAGUUGGGGCUCCCACCAUCCCAGACUCCUGUUUGCCAUUGGGCAUGUCUCAGGAGGACAAUCAACUCAAACUGGUACCUGUCACCCCUGGCCGAGAUAUGGUGCACCACCUCCUGAGUGUUAGCACUGCUGAGGGCACAGAGGAGAACCUUUCUGAGACUAGUGUGGCUGGCUUCAUUGUGGUGACCAGUGUGGAUGUGGAGCAUCAGGUGUUUACCGUUCUCUCUCCAGCCCCCCGCCCACUGCCUAAGAACUUCCUUCUCAUCAUGGAUAUCCGGUUCAUGGAUCUUAAAUAGACAUCAGGAAGCCUUGCUGCCUGGGGCUUGGCGAUAUGGCCAUCACCGAAGGCAGGUGGGCUGAAGUGUGAGAGUCAAGGCCAGACUGACCAGUGAACAGUGCAUUAGUAAAAAGCACAAUUCUACCUCUUAAAACAGGUCGUGGUAUCCUAACUCUUCUAAUCUUGAACUGAAAGGAAAACUAUAAGAAUAUAAUUGGUUUCUUAGGUCACCUAAGGUGCCACUUUGAAUUCUCUAAGGCCCUGGAGAUUUCCAUUUCUUUCACUGUGCUAGUAUGUGGACUAAUUUUUAGGAGAGUUUUUUUUUUUUAAUUAUUGCAUUAUAUUCUGGAUGUAGUAUUUGUUACCUUGUUUAUUCAAGAUGAAAGAAUGUUUUAGAAGGACUCCUUACAAUAAAGUUCAAACUUGGAAG
Molecule: messenger RNA, 1299 nt
Organism: Pteronotus mesoamericanus
Lineage: Eukaryota; Metazoa; Chordata; Mammalia; Chiroptera; Mormoopidae
Product: polyribonucleotide 5'-hydroxyl-kinase Clp1-like
Exons: 3
Coding region: 1-888 (295 amino acids)
Biological process (GO): tRNA splicing, via endonucleolytic cleavage and ligation
Cellular component (GO): nucleus
Molecular function (GO): polynucleotide 5'-hydroxyl-kinase activity
Source: RefSeq, a predicted model, not a curated record